This is a messenger RNA of Homo sapiens (human), 6953 nucleotides long. It is a transcript of the gene YEATS2, whose product is annotated as YEATS domain containing 2. Gene Ontology annotation, cellular component: ATAC complex; mitotic spindle; nucleus. Lineage: Eukaryota; Metazoa; Chordata; Mammalia; Primates; Hominidae. Gene Ontology annotation, biological process: regulation of cell division; regulation of cell cycle; regulation of DNA-templated transcription. The transcript is spliced from 24 exons. The record is from RefSeq and is a predicted model, not a curated record. Bases 1874 to 4912 code for a protein of 1012 amino acids.
AGCAUGGUUUACUGAAAAUUUUAAGCCCACUGUUGAGACCAACUGCUCAGAGAAAAGGAUUCCUUUCAAAAUAUUGUUGCUCAUUGAUAAUUCACCUGGUCACUUAAGAGCUCUGAUGAGAGGCCAGGCAUGGUGGCUUAUGUCUGUAAUCCCAGCACUUUGGGAGGCCGAGGCGAGUGGAUCACUUGAGGCCAGGAGUUUGAGACCAGCCUGGCCAACGUGGCAAAACCCCGUCUCUACUAAAAAUACAAAAAGUAGCUGGGCGUGGUGGGUCACACCUGUAGUCCCAGCUACUAGGGAGGCUGAGGCAGGAGAAUCACUUGAACCCAGGAGGCGAAGUUUGCAGUGAGCCAAGAUCGCGCCACUGCACUCCAGCCUGGUGACAGAGCGAGACUCCAUCUCAAAAAGAAAAAAAAGAGCUUUGAUGGAGAUGUAUAAGGAGAUUAAUGUUGUAUUCAUGCCUGCUAACACAAUAUCCAUUCUGCAUCUGUGAGAUCAAGGAGUAAUUUCAACAUUCAAGUCUUACUGUUUUAAGAAAUAUAUUUUGUGGCCAGGCACAGUGGCUCAUGCCUGUAAUCCCAGCCCUUUGGGAGGCCAAGGAGGAAGGAUUGUGUGAGCCCAGGAGUUUGAGACCAGCCUGGGCAACAUAAUAAGACCUCAUCUCUACAAAAAAAAAAAAAAAUUAGCUGGACAUGGUGGCGCUUGCCUGUAGACCCAGCUACUUGGGAGGCUGAGGUAGGAGAAUCAGCUUCAUGGUCCCAGGAGGUUGAGGCUGCUGUGAGCCACGAUCAAGCCACUGCCCUCCAGCUUGGGUGAGAGAGCAAGCCCCAUGUCAAAAAAUAAAAAAUAAAAAAAAGGAAAAAAAUAUAUUUUGUAAGGCUAUGGAUGCCAUAAAUAGUGAUUUAUCAGAUGGAUUUGGUCAAAGUAAAUUGAAAGCCUUCUGGAAAGGACUAACCAUUCUAGAUGCCAUUGAGAACAUUUGUGAUUCAUGAGAGGAGGUCAGAGUAGCAACAUUAACAGGAGUUUGGAAGAAGUUGAUUCCAACCUUCGUGGAUGACUUAAGUUCAAGACUUCAGCGGAGGAAUUAGCUGCAGGUAUGGUGGAAAUAGCAGGAGUACAAGAAUUAGAAGUAGAGCCUGACAGUGUGACUGAAUUGCUGCAGUUUUAUGAUUAAACCUUAAUGCAUGAGGAUUUGCUUCUUACGGAUAAGCAAAGUAAGUGGCUUCUUGAGAUGGCAUCCACUCCUGGUGAUGAUGCUGUGAACACUGUUGAAAUUGACAACAAAGGAUUUAGAAUAUUACAUAAACUUACUUAAUAAAGCAGCUACAGGGUUUGAGAAGAUUGACUCCAAUUUUGAAAGAACUUCUCUUGUGGAUAAAACACUGUCAAACAGCAUUGAAUGCUACAGAGAAAUCUUUCAUAAAAGGAAGUCAGUCGAGGCAGCAGAAUUCAUUGUUGUCUUGUUUUAAGAAAUUGCCGUAGCCACCCAAACCUUCAACAAACAGCCAUCAGCAUCAAGGCAAGACCCUCCACCAACAAAGAGAUUACAGUUCACUCAAGGCUCAAGCUGGAUAGAACUUAUACUGGCUUGCAGACUCUUGGAGCAGAGACGGUAGUGGAUGUUGAACUCCAUCGCCAUUCUCUCGGAGAAGACUGUAUCUAUCCUCAGUCCUCGGAGUCUGACAUCUCUGAUGCCCCUCCAUCUUUGCCUUUGACCAUUCCAGCCCCAGUGAAAGCUUCUUCACCAAUAAAGCAGUCACAUGAGCCAGUACCCGAUACCUCUGUGGAGAAAGGAUUCCCAGCUAGCACUGAAGCUGAACGACACACUCCGUUUUAUGCUUUGCCAUCUUCAUUGGAAAGAACACCCACCAAAAUGACUACAUCCCAGAAAGUUACCUUUUGUUCCCAUGGCAAUUCAGCUUUCCAGCCAAUAGCAUCAAGCUGCAAAAUUGUUCCACAAAGUCAGGUUCCUAAUCCUGAGUCACCUGGAAAAUCCUUCCAGCCCAUCACCAUGAGCUGCAAGAUUGUGUCAGGUUCCCCAAUAUCAACUCCAAGCCCAUCACCAUUGCCUCGAACCCCGACUUCCACUCCAGUCCACGUGAAGCAAGGCACUGCCGGCUCUGUUAUUAAUAAUCCUUAUGUUAUCAUGGACAAGCAGCCGGGGCAGGUGAUUGGAGCCACCACUCCCAGUACAGGAAGUCCUACAAACAAGAUCUCCACGGCUUCUCAGGUCUCCCAAGGAACAGGUUCCCCUGUUCCUAAAAUUCAUGGAAGUAGUUUUGUAACAUCUACUGUCAAGCAGGAGGAUUCUUUGUUUGCAUCUAUGCCACCUCUUUGCCCAAUUGGGAGUCACCCUAAGGUUCAAAGCCCCAAACCUAUAACAGGAGGACUUGGAGCUUUCACAAAAGUGAUCAUCAAACAGGAACCUGGUGAAGCCCCUCACGUGCCCGCAACAGGAGCUGCCAGCCAGUCACCACUCCCGCAGUAUGUGACUGUGAAAGGGGGUCACAUGAUAGCUGUGUCCCCUCAAAAACAGGUCAUAACUCCUGGAGAAGGGAUUGCCCAGUCAGCAAAGGUUCAGCCCUCCAAGGUUGUCGGGGUACCAGUUGGGUCUGCUUUACCUUCAACAGUGAAGCAGGCUGUGGCGAUCAGUGGUGGCCAGAUCCUGGUAGCCAAGGCCAGCUCUUCUGUCUCCAAAGCAGUUGGGCCAAAGCAAGUUGUAACCCAAGGAGUUGCCAAAGCAAUUGUGAGUGGAGGUGGAGGAACCAUUGUUGCUCAGCCAGUGCAGACCUUAACCAAGGCCCAGGUUACUGCCGCUGGUCCUCAGAAGAGUGGAUCCCAGGGUUCAGUAAUGGCAACGUUGCAGCUACCAGCCACUAAUUUGGCCAACUUGGCAAAUUUGCCUCCUGGCACUAAACUCUACCUAACUACAAACAGCAAGAACCCUUCAGGAAAAGGAAAACUGCUGCUGAUCCCUCAAGGAGCCAUCCUGCGAGCUACGAACAAUGCUAAUCUCCAGUCUGGCUCAGCUGCCAGUGGUGGGAGUGGUGCCGGAGGAGGAGGAGGAGGAGGAGGAGGAGGCGGCAGUGGCAGCGGUGGAGGCGGCAGCACAGGAGGAGGAGGAGGAACAGCAGGAGGAGGAACUCAAAGUACUGCUGGCCCUGGAGGGAUAUCUCAGCACCUGACUUACACAUCUUACAUCCUCAAGCAAACUCCCCAGGGCACAUUUUUAGUUGGCCAGCCAUCACCCCAGACUUCUGGAAAACAACUCACCACUGGGUCAGUGGUCCAAGGAACACUGGGAGUCAGCACAUCUUCUGCACAAGGACAACAAACGCUAAAAGUCAUCUCUGGACAGAAAACCACAUUGUUUACACAGGCAGCCCAUGGAGGACAGGCAUCUCUAAUGAAAAUAUCCGAUAGCACCUUGAAGACUGUGCCAGCCACCUCACAGCUCUCGAAGCCUGGAACCACAAUGCUGAGAGUAGCAGGAGGGGUUAUCACAACUGCCACUUCCCCUGCCGUGGCCCUCUCAGCAAACGGUCCUGCACAACAGUCUGAAGGAAUGGCUCCCGUGUCUUCAUCUACGGUCAGUUCUGUAACGAAAACUUCUGGGCAGCAGCAAGUGUGUGUGAGCCAGGCCACCGUGGGAACCUGCAAGGCUGCCACCCCCACCGUCGUCAGCGCCACGUCCCUCGUGCCUACACCAAACCCCAUCUCUGGGAAAGCCACAGUAUCCGGACUGUUAAAGAUUCACUCCAGUCAGUCCAGUCCGCAGCAGGCCGUCCUGACGAUUCCCAGCCAGCUCAAACCACUCAGCGUAAACACAUCUGGAGGGGUGCAGACGAUCCUGAUGCCUGUGAAUAAAGUGGUUCAGUCAUUUUCUACCAGCAAGCCACCUGCCAUUCUGCCUGUAGCUGCCCCAACUCCAGUUGUCCCCAGCUCUGCUCCAGCAGCUGUUGCAAAAGUGAAGACUGAACCAGAAACACCUGGACCGAGUUGCCUCUCUCAGGAGGGUCAGACAGCAGUGAAAACAGAAGAAAGUUCUGAGCUGGGAAACUAUGUCAUUAAGAUAGACCAUUUAGAAACUAUCCAGCAACUCCUAACUGCAGUAGUAAAGAAGAUUCCAUUAAUCACUGCAAAAAGUGAAGAUGCCAGCUGCUUUUCUGCAAAGUCUGUGGAGCAGUACUAUGGCUGGAACAUUGGAAAAAGGAGAGCCGCUGAGUGGCAAAGAGCAAUGACAAUGCGAAAAGUCUUACAAGAAAUCCUGGAGAAGAAUCCGAGAUUUCACCACCUGACUCCCCUCAAAACCAAGCACAUCGCUCACUGGUGCCGCUGUCAUGGCUACACCCCACCGGACCCUGAGAGCCUGAGGAAUGACGGGGACUCCAUCGAGGACGUGCUGACCCAGAUCGACAGCGAGCCCGAGUGCCCAUCAUCAUUCUCCUCUGCUGACAACCUCUGCCGCAAACUGGAGGACCUGCAACAGUUCCAGAAAAGGGAACCCGAGAAUGAGGAGGAGGUGGACAUCCUCAGCCUCUCCGAGCCAGUGAAGAUAAACAUCAAGAAGGAGCAGGAAGAGAAACAAGAGGAAGUCAAGUUCUACCUGCCACCAACCCCAGGGUCUGAAUUUAUUGGGGAUGUCACACAGAAGAUUGGGAUCACCCUGCAGCCCGUGGCACUCCACAGGAACGUGUAUGCGUCCGUGGUGGAGGACAUGAUCCUGAAGGCUACAGAACAGCUGGUGAAUGAUAUCCUGAGACAGGCUUUGGCAGUUGGAUACCAGACAGCUUCUCACAACAGGAUUCCCAAAGAAAUUACAGUGAGUAAUAUUCACCAGGCCAUUUGCAACAUUCCUUUUCUGGACUUCCUCACAAACAAACACAUGGGAAUAUUGAAUGAGGACCAGUGAGCGGAGUGAGGUGCCCUGGAGAAGCAGGCUUUGAAGGCACAGCGAAGCUGUAACUGAGGACCCUGCUGCUCGGGAAGGAGGUGGUUUCCAGUGUGACUCGGCAUGUCAUGGCUACCCAACCUUUGCCGCUGCCUGUUCCCACGUGUCACCAGCACGCUGCACUCCAGAUGAAAUCCUCCUAGGACAGGAGUUUGUUUCCUGAGUGUGGAGUGAGGCUGUCAGUGGAUCCGUGCUUUGUCGGCCAGCGUUUCUGCAGUCUUUGUAAAGGCCCCACGAGAGCGGGCCAGGCCGUGUGCCUCAGGCCCUUCUCCCUGGGUGUGCUUAAGGGGGCUCCUUGGGCCCGCCUCCCCAGGAGGUAGAAAAUGAGUGGCAGGCUAGAGAUUUCACCCAUUUUGUGGGCUGGAGUUACCAGUAGCUCCAGCAGUUACCCUGAAGAGAGAUUGGGCUUCAGCCUUCAGCAGGUGGUUCUCUCCCAUGCCUGGCCUUGGUGUGGAGGGGCUGUACUCUGAGCCCAAGUGAGUCAGCUAUAGGAAGAGGCCAUACCUAGAGCCAAGAACCAUGAAGGCCUGAGAGACGGCAGACUGAGCAGAAUUCCUUUUUUGAGCACGAGAGCAUUACUAGAACCAUUGUCAAAGCAGUGGCAAGGGACGGAGAGGUCCCAACAGGAGUCAGGAAGAGGUUUGAUUAUAACCAAGAAAACUCACUAUGCUAGGAAUAGACUGUGUGCACCAGUCCCAGACACUUGGCAGAAGUGUAGCAGCGUUACACAUGUGUGCGAAGCAGAUCGCAGGUUCCACGCCAUCUGCAUGGCCUGCAGGAGCUUCUGCUGCUGACCCCAUGCUGAGUGGCCAGUGGGGAGCGGCGCCCGGCAGGCUCUUCUGGGGUCGUCUGUCCUAUCCGUGGAUUGUAUAUACUCUUCUCUGUUAAGGAGUUUUUCCCAAGAAGAAAAGUAUUUAAAAGAAAUACCAGUGAGUGCCUUAAAGUUGGAGAAGUAACUGCCCAUGCCCAGAAAUAAGGAUGCCAGUGCCCAGAAGCAGUGAGAUUAGUCUGUGUCCACAAGCAGAGGCCCCCUCGAUGGGAGGGAGUGGCAGGCAGGAGAAGGUGGCGCUGCCAGGUGCCCGGGUCUAUUGGAGGCGCCCCAUCUCAGACUUCCUAACACAGCCUGUGUGGAAGGCAGAACAAAGAAUGCAUGCCCAGUCAGAAAUCUGUUCUAUUCUGCUCCAGGAAAAUCGGAAACCUGUGAGUCAGAGUCAGAGAAACUUACCCAAGCAACGUAAUUCCUGUUUUCAUGGGUCCUGUAGAUGUUUGAGUCAGGAAGGUAAGGCGGGGAGUGACUGAAUAAACUCUGCCUUUUAAAUUGAGCAUCUGGGCCGGGCAUGGUGGCUCACGCCUGUAAUCCCAGCACUCUGGGAGGUCGAGGUGGGUGGGUCACCUGAGGUUGGGAGUUCGAGACCAGCCCGACCAACAUGGUGAAACCCCGUCUCUACUAAAAAUACAGAAAAUUAGCUGGGCAUGGUGGUGUGUGCCUGUAAUUCCAGCUACUCGGGAGGCUGAGGCAGGAAGAAUCACUUGAACCCAGGAGGCGGAGGUUGCAGUGUGCCAAGAUCAUACCACUGCACUCCAGCCCUGGUGACAGAGGAGACCCCGUCUCAAAAAUUGAUUGAUCAAUUCAGCAUCUGAGGGCUGCAAGUACAGAAGGAAUCUAUUCUCAGCAGGGCAUAGGGCACGCACUGGCUUAACAGUUUAGUAUAUAAGGCUCAAAUAGUCUAUACCUGAACUGCUAUAAGCAAGGUCGAUAGGGAAGUGGAUAGAUUGCUUCAGCAAAGUGAACUGUGAGAUCUCCAGGACAGAGGGAGAAAGAUCUGAUCCAAAUGAGAACAGAUUGGUUAUUGCAGGUAUCACAGCCUAAAGAAAUUAUCUUUUUGCAAAAGAAAUAUUAAAUGAUUUAGCAGUCUCCACGUGUGUUAAUGUUUCAAACGUGUAUCAUAAUGUGUAUAAUUGUGUAACAAAAUUGUCUACAAUAAAUCUUUUGGUAUUUGUG